Molecule: messenger RNA, 1164 nt
Organism: Photinus pyralis (common eastern firefly)
Lineage: Eukaryota; Metazoa; Arthropoda; Insecta; Coleoptera; Lampyridae
Product: esterase B2-like
Exons: 4
Source: RefSeq, a predicted model, not a curated record
GUGCAAAAGAAUAUUGCGCACUUUGGAGGUGAUCCCAAUAACGUUACGAUCUUUAGUGAAAGCGUCGGUGCUGUUUGCGCGCAUUACCUAAUGCUCUCGCCACAGGGAAAAGGGCUGUUCCAUAAAGUGAUCAUGCAAAGUGGUUGCGCACUGGGUACUAGAGGAACUGGACAGUGGUCCACUCCAUUAAUCAAAAAGGCACUCGAUCUAGAGGAAGUGAAUGACAGGGACAUUUUCAAUAUCCUAAACGAAAUGAGCGCUGAACGUAUUUUUCAACUGCAAGAGACGAUUCCAGACACGUACUUCCCUGACGUCCCCCGUCCGUUUGGAAUUGUACAAGAAGCUUACCAAACGAAACAGAUGAUCACGUCAGAAGAUCCUUUAGGCGUGUUGCAGUCUGGUGACUAUAAUUCUGUUCCAUUAAUGCUUGGGUAUGCGGCACGCGAGGGCUAUUUGGUCGACUUGCAUUACAAACAACAUAAGGCCAGUGCGAAUUUCGAGAGACAAAUACCUUUCCCCCUUAAAGUUCAAGAAGGUAGUCAGCUGUCGGAUUAUGUUGCAAAUGAGUUGAAAGAUUUCUACUUUGGAAAUGAUUUGGAACAACAGCGGUCGGAUGAUUUUUUCGUGUUCGUAGGUGAUAACCUGUUUGUACGCCCCAUUUACAAAUCCGCUAAAUUGCACUCGCUCACCUCCUCCACCCCAGUAUAUCUGUACAGAAUGUCGUUGGACGCGGAUUUAAACUUUUUUAAGGCAGCGUUUAACUGUAAACGAAAGGGAACCUCGCACGCCGACGAAUUGGGCUACCUAUUUACGCACAUGUUGACUCCAACGAUUCGUCCGCAUUCCAUUGAAGCAAAAGGCGUAGAAAUGUUUGUAAAGCUAUGGACCAACUUCGCCAAAUAUGGCGAUCCUAAUUCACCUGAGGAUCCAAUCGAGCGACCGCGUUGGAAGCCCGUGCAAAAUGGCGAAAUGCAUUUUGCUGAUUUGGGAGAAAACUUUACAACCGGAAUAAAUCCCGAAGGGUACCGUAUGUCAUUUUGGGACCGAUUAGAAGAAAAAAUCGCAAGCGGCGUAUUAUAGUCUGGCAGUUUUUUCUAUAAAACCAUUCUAAUAUUAAUUUUUUUAUUUCGAUAACACUAGCUCAAAUAAACACUUUUUAGAUAA